Messenger RNA from Rhinichthys klamathensis goyatoka, 1203 nucleotides. It is a transcript of the gene ucp2, whose product is annotated as uncoupling protein 2. The transcript has 6 exons. Gene Ontology annotation, cellular component: mitochondrial membrane. Gene Ontology annotation, biological process: mitochondrial transmembrane transport; response to cold; mitochondrial transport. Gene Ontology annotation, molecular function: oxidative phosphorylation uncoupler activity. The record is from RefSeq and is a predicted model, not a curated record. NCBI's taxonomy places the organism in Eukaryota, Metazoa, Chordata, Actinopteri, Cypriniformes, Leuciscidae. The coding region runs from base 106 to 1035 and encodes 309 amino acids.
GUUAGGGUGGAGUCCACCUAUCUUGUGUUCACUUCAUUGGUUUUCAACACAUUCCAUUUCAUCUUUUACGUUCCCGACUUCCCGUGAUUCUGACUUCAAUUAAACAUGGUUGGAUUCAGAGCUAGUGAUGUGCCUCCUACAGCCGCUGUGAAGUUUAUUGGUGCGGGAACCGCAGCCUGCAUUGCAGACCUUUUCACGUUUCCACUGGACACAGCAAAAGUUAGACUUCAGAUUCAAGGGGAGACCAAAGGUCCUGCGAACACAGGCCAUGGGCCAGUGCAAUAUCGUGGAGUGUUUGGCACGAUCAGCACCAUGGUGCGUGUUGAGGGGCCACGCAGUCUCUACAACGGGUUGGUUGCGGGACUGCAGCGUCAGAUGAGCUUUGCCUCUGUACGCAUUGGCCUCUAUGAUUCAGUCAAGCAGUUCUACACCAAAGGCUCAGAUCACAUCGGGAUUGGCAGUAGGUUGAUGGCCGGCUGUACGACUGGAGCCAUGGCAGUGGCUUUGGCCCAACCCACAGAUGUGGUGAAGGUACGGUUUCAGGCUCAGAUCAGCGCCGGGGCCAAUAAACGUUACCAUGGCACUAUGGCUGCAUAUCGGACCAUUGCAAAGGAAGAAGGGUUUCGUGGUUUGUGGAAAGGAACUGGCCCAAACAUCACCCGCAAUGCCAUUGUAAACUGCACUGAGCUGGUGACCUAUGAUCUCAUCAAAGAUGCACUUAUAAAAUCAUUGCUGAUGACUGAUGAUCUUCCUUGCCACUUCACAUCUGCGUUUGGAGCUGGUUUCUGCACCACAGUUAUUGCUUCUCCUGUUGAUGUUGUGAAGACAAGAUACAUGAACUCCGCCCAGGGCCAGUACAGCAGUGCCCUCAACUGUGCUGUAGCCAUGCUAGCUAAAGAGGGACCAAAGGCUUUUUACAAGGGAUUCAUGCCAUCGUUUCUGAGGCUGGGCUCCUGGAAUGUGGUUAUGUUUGUCACCUAUGAACAGCUGAAACGGGCCCUGAUGGCAGCUCGCCAUAACUGGGCCCCUCUUUAAGAGCAUAAUGCCGUUAGUUGAGCUUUGCUGAUGUGGUUCUAACUUUCUCUUGACUUUAGAUUUUCUGUGUGCAUUGUUUACAUGUCUAUUAAACUUGAUCUUUGGUUUUUACAUGGUUCAUCUGUCUUUCAGAAUAUGUGAAAUAAAAUUAGGCUAUUAAAAAAAACA